This is a messenger RNA of Cicer arietinum (chickpea), 1120 nucleotides long. RefSeq lists its product as uncharacterized. Gene Ontology annotation, cellular component: ribosome; cytosolic small ribosomal subunit. Lineage: Eukaryota; Viridiplantae; Streptophyta; Magnoliopsida; Fabales; Fabaceae. The record is from RefSeq and is a predicted model, not a curated record. Gene Ontology annotation, molecular function: RNA binding; structural constituent of ribosome. Gene Ontology annotation, biological process: translation.
CACCAAUCUCAUCACUCUGCUUUCCCUUCUCUGCAAUUCUAGGGUUUGUUUUCGCUUCACCGCCGCACACGCACUCUCUCUUUCAACUCAACCAACAAUGGCAGAACGCGGAGGCGGCGAACGAGGUGGUUUCGGAAGAGGCUUCGGAGGAGGCCGCGGUGGAGGCCGAGGCGGUGACAGAGGCAGAGGGCGCCGCAGAUCCGGAGGCCGUCGCGAAGAAGAAGAAAAAUGGGUCCCAGUGACCAAACUCGGACGCCUCGUAAAAGAAGGCAAAAUCCGAAGCCUAGAACACAUCUACCUUCACUCACUCCCAAUCAAAGAACACCAAAUUAUCGACACACUAGUGGGUCCCACACUCAAAGACGAAGUGAUGAAAAUCAUGCCGGUUCAGAAACAAACCCGAGCCGGUCAACGAACCCGGUUCAAAGCCUUUGUUGUUGUAGGUGACAACAACGGUCACGUUGGAUUGGGUGUUAAGUGUAGUAAGGAGGUUGCUACCGCGAUUCGAGGUGCAAUUAUUCUUGCGAAGCUUUCUGUGAUUCCUGUGAGGAGAGGUUAUUGGGGUAAUAAGAUUGGGAAACCCCAUACUGUUCCUUGCAAAGUUACUGGGAAAUGUGGAUCUGUUACUGUUAGAAUGGUUCCUGCUCCUCGUGGUUCGGGUAUUGUUGCUGCUAGGGUUCCUAAAAAGGUUUUGCAGUUUGCUGGAAUUGAUGAUGUUUUUACUUCUUCAAGAGGAUCUACUAAGACCCUUGGAAAUUUCGUCAAGGCUACAUUUGACUGUCUGCUGAAAACUUAUGGUUUCCUGACACCUGAAUUCUGGAAGGAGACUCGCUUCAGCAAAUCUCCAUUCCAAGAGUACACAGAUCUUUUGGCAAAGCCAACAGGAAAGGCCUUAAUCUUGGAGGAAGAAAAGGUUGAAGCUUGAGUUUUUACCAGUUUUGGUUUUAUGAUAAAAACUAUGUUAAGAAUGUUAGGUUUCAUACUUUGUUGCUUUUGUGGUUUACUUUCUUUUUGAGGGACGGAUUAGCUCUUUAUAUUGCAUUUGGUUUAAUCAACUAUUUAUAUUUUAAUUUAAUGAAUAUUCCUUUGAGUUUUGAAAGAAAUAGUUUUCUACCUGGAA